CAGGCCUGUAGGGGGCGCUGUGAAACAGCUCGGUCAAGCUGCGCUUCCUGUUACCUCAGUAGUUAGCACAUGUUCAGGAGGAGCAUCGUGAGGAGCUUCGGAGCCGAGUGAACCUCGGGAUAAACUGGUGAAAUGACAGAAAGCAAAGCGGAGUCCGUCUCGCAGCGGCCCAGAGAGCUGCUGGCGCUGAACCCGGAGCAGGAGGUCGAGUUCAAGAAGAAGGUCCAAGAGGUGAAGAAGAAGAACCGCGGCGGAAAGGGGAGCCGUGUAACUCCAGGUGUGGUGUACGUCGGCCAUCUUCCUCUGGGGCUCUUCGAGCCGCAGCUCCGGUCCUACUUCGAGCAGUUUGGGACGGUCCUACGCCUGCGGCUGUCCCGGAGCAAAAAGACCGGCGGCAGCAAAGGUUUCGCUUUCAUCGAGUUCGAGAGCGACGAGGUGGCGAAGAUCGUCGCGGAAACUAUGAACAACUACCUGAUGGGGGAGAGGCUCAUCAAGUGUGAGGUUCUGCCUCCAGAGAAGGUCCACGAGAAGCUGUUCGUCGGGUCCCAGAGGAUGUUCCGCAGGCCGGCCCGGCCCGCCGUGACCCGGUACAACCGGAACCGCUCGCCAGAGCAGCUGGACGCCAUGACCCGCCGCCUGCUGAGGAAGGAGUCGCGACUGCGCAGGAAGCUGGCCCAGCAGGGGGUCCAGUACGACUUCCCCGGAUUUGCGGCCCAGAAGAAGACGACCUCCGCCGUCCUGGAUGCUUCGUCCUGCAGCGAUACCACGCCUGUCUGUACGCCGUCCUUCCUGGACAGGAGGAAGUCCACGGUCGUCCUGGACGAUGAGGACAGUGAGAUCAUCCUGAAGAUGCCGGCGGCAGAGGAAGAUGAUGAUGAUGAUGACAUGGAGGAAGAGGAGGACUCUGACAGCUCUGAGGAUGAAGAGGAGGCCCAGUGAAGGGUUUCAGUAUUUAAGGCGGACUGGGACAGUUUCUACCUCCAGACUGGAGCCAGAGCGACCCGAUUGGUCCAACARAACCGGCUGGUCCAGGCUGGCUCUGCCCACCGGCUGCUCUUCUUUCUGCUUUAUUAUUGUUAUUACUAUGAUGAAGAGUCUGUUCCUGUCAGUCCAUUGGAGAAUAUUCCCUGGUUCUGCAGCAAAGGAGCUGACUGGUCCGAAAUCUGGGCCUGAUCCGGACCGGCGCAGGGAAAACAUGGGCUAUGUCACAUGACCAAACAAGGACCGCAUGACCCCCAAACCUAAAACAAAAUAGACCACACAUGUUCCCUGCUGGUCAGCUGGUGGUCCAGUGGACCAGUCAGAACCUUCUGGGCCGUCUCAGUCAUGAUGCUGGUCCAAUGAACCCAGAUGGACGUUUUCAGACCUAAGAGCUAUGAU
Messenger RNA from Poecilia reticulata (guppy), 1380 nucleotides. It is a transcript of the gene nifk, whose product is annotated as nucleolar protein interacting with the FHA domain of MKI67. Gene Ontology annotation, molecular function: RNA binding. Lineage: Eukaryota; Metazoa; Chordata; Actinopteri; Cyprinodontiformes; Poeciliidae. The record is from RefSeq and is a predicted model, not a curated record.